GCGUCCAGUUUCGCAGUUUUUGUUUUGAUUCCGCGCGUGUUUGUUGUGUUUUGAGCCGGCUUCCAAACGUUUGGUGUUAGUUCCACAGUAGCAAUCCGGUCAAGAUGACAAAAACCCAACCAACGGAAGAGCUGGGAGCUAAAGUACGCAAGAGUGCCCUCACGGUGUCCCAAAUCAAUGCCGACGAGCUAACUUUCCUGGCGAAUCGUUUCUGGGCUCCGGAUACGGCCGGCGAACAGGAAGGGUACAAUCCGAGCAUCAUCGAUGAAAUCUAUCGCCGGGAAAUUUGCGAAUCACGCUACUCGAUGCGCCGCAUAAUGAUGCUCGAGUUCAGCCAGUAUUUGGAGAAUUACCUGUGGCCAAAUUACCGUGGCGAGGAAGCAACUCGGGCCCAUCUGAUGUCGAUUGUGAUAAUGCUAAACGAGAAGUUUCGCGAAAAGGUGGAAGUGUGGAAAGUGUUCGAAAGCAAUGCGGAUCAGUUUCCGGUGUUCUUCCAGAAGGUGCUGGAAGCGUGUCUGGAGGAAAGUGCGAUCACUCCGCACGGGAUGCGGGAGCAGACCUUUCUGCUGAUGUUUUUGAAUCAUUGCUUCAACAGUAUGGAGGUGGAAAUGUGCCGCAACCAGGCGAAGCGACUUGUCUCGCUGGCCAUGUGGUCCUGUCUGCAGCCAAAGCGGAGAGAGCAGGAGUUGAAGGAGAUCCCGGAGUGGCGGCGGUUCUGGAAGAAGCUGCAGAAAAGAGACAAGGCCGAACAGAAGCAGAAGCUCGACUGGGAGCGGCACUUUCUGCAGAAUUUGACGAUUAAGUUUAUGAACAUUCUGGAGUCAAUCCCAGCCGAGGGCGUGGUGUGUGAGGAAACGGUUCGUUAUUGUGAGCGAUUUCUGGAGUUUUUGAUCGAUUUGGAGGCACUGCUGCCGACGAGGCGAUUUUUCAACACGGUCAUGGACGACUGCCAUGUGGUUGUGCGGUGCUCGAUGGCCCCGCUGCUGCAGCGCGAUGAGGGAAACUUGUUCGCUCAGCUAUUAGAUAUGCUAAAAUUCUACGCCCGUUUCGAGAUCAACGACGAGACUGGCGAUCCUUUGACUGACCACGACAUGACCCAGUUGCACUAUUCCAAGAUCAAAGCCCUGCAGAAGGCGGCCUUCGCCAAGUUCCCAGACCUUCGCAUGUUCGCCCUGUCCAACGUGGCCAACGUGGACACGCGGGAAUCACUGGAGAAACAUUUCGGUGCGCUGGAUGGGAAGAGUCUGAAGCAGAUCGCCUGCUACCUGAAUCUGGUUCCGGAGGAAUUGACACCACCGUUCGAUUGGCAUCGGUUGGAUGAGCCGUUCCUGAGGGAGCUGCUGAUCUCCAGGCACGAGCGACGUGUCUCUCAGCUGGAAUCACUGAACGAGAUGCCACUCUAUCCGACCGAGGAAAUCAUCUGGAACGAGAACAUUGUUCCCACCGAGUACUACUCGGGAGAGGGCUGUUUGGCUCUACCGAAGUUGAAUCUUCAGUUCCUGACACUGCACGACUAUUUGCUGAGGAACUUCAAUCUCUUCCGGCUGGAGUCAACAUAUGAAAUUCGCCAGGACAUCGAGGAUGCAGUUAGUCGAAUGCUUCCCUGGGAAUCGGAAGAGGGAGACGUAGUGUUUGGUGGUUGGGCUAGGAUGGCCCUUCCAAUCCAAUCGUUUGCAGUGGUUGAGGUUUCCAAGCCGCAUAUUGGCGAGAAGAAACCCUCACGCGUAAGAGCGGAUGUUAGCGUAACGCUCAAUGUACGGAAGGAGAUCCAGGAGGAGUGGGAAAACUUGCGCAAGCAUGACGUCUGCUUUUUGAUCAAUGUGAGACCCACUAAACCCAUCGGGACCAAGUAUGACUAUAAGGAGCACUUUAUUCCCCAAGUUGGAUUGGUCCACGUGCGAGGGUGCGAGAUUGAAGGAAUGUUAGAUGCUAACGGGAGGGUAAUCGAGGAUGGAAUCGACCAGAAACCCCAGCUUACGGGCGAGCAACGCACCUACCGGGUUUGGCUGGACUCGAACCAAUAUCGUGUGGAUAUGGAUAGCUUGCAAACGGGAGGGGACGAUGUCUAUGAGGGUUUCAAUAUAAUCAUGAGACGCAAGCCGAAGGAGAACAACUUCAAGGCGGUUUUGGAAACGAUAAGGCAUCUGAUGAACACAGAGUGUGUUGUGCCGCCGUGGCUUCAUGACAUCUUGCUAGGUUAUGGGGAUCCUGGUGCAGCGCACUACAACCGAAUGUCGGAUCAAGCUCGUGUGAUGGAUUUCAACGACACCUUCCUGGACAUUGACCAUGUGCGGAACGGGUUCCCCGGAUAUGAGAUGGUGGUAAAAGAAACUGACCCUCAAAAACUUGUUCGUCCUUUUCGUCUAACGUUCGAAGAUGUCCCUGAACGUAUGGAAAACAGCGACGAGGAGGAAGGUGGUGAAAAGAAGGUCGAGUUGCCGAAAAGAAUAUUAAUUGAACCGUACGUUAUACCCAAACGUGGACCUUACAAGUACAACGAACCCAAAAAGAACACAAUUCGUUUCACUCCAACGCAAGUUGAGGCCAUAAAAGCAGGCAUGCAGCCAGGGCUCACGCUGGUGGUGGGUCCUCCCGGUACCGGUAAGACCGACGUUGCCGUACAAAUUAUCUCCAAUCUCUAUCACAACCACCCUCAGCAACGCACCCUGAUUGUCACCCAUUCCAAUCAGGCGUUGAAUCAGCUGUUCGAAAAAAUUAUGGCACUUGAUAUAGACGAACGGCACUUGCUACGUUUGGGUCAUGGCGAGGAAUCGCUGGAGACAGAGAAGGAUUACAGCCGCUAUGGAAGAGUCAACUACGUUCUGUCCAAGCGCAUUGAUUUGCUAGGACAAGUUCAACGGCUGCAGGAUUCUCUCGGGGUUGUUGGAGAUGUUGCGUACACCUGUGAAACAGCGGGUCACUUUUACUUAUACCAGAUCAUAGCUCGCUGGGAGAAGUUUUUGAACGAUUUCGAGAGCAGCAAAGAAUACAAAAAUGCGGCCGCUUUCGAGGAAGAAUUUCCAUUCACAAAGUUCUUCAACGAUGCGCCCCAGCCGCUGUUCCACGGAAGCACCUACGAGGAGAACAUGGAUGUGGCACACAGCUGUUAUCGCUAUAUUUCGCAUAUUUUCACAGAACUGGAAGAAUUUCGAGCGUUUGAGCUGCUGCGGAGUGGCUUGGAUCGCUCGAAAUAUUUGCUGGUAAAGGAAGCCAAGGUAAUCGCUAUGACCUGCACUCACGCUGCCCUGAAGCGUAAGGAACUGGUCAACAUGGGUUUCAAGUAUGACAACAUUCUAAUGGAAGAGUCGGCACAAAUUCUAGAAAUCGAAACUUUUAUUCCACUCUUGCUUCAAAACCCAAUGGAUGGUUACAACCGUCUCAAGCGCUGGAUUAUGAUUGGAGACCAUCAUCAGUUGCCUCCCGUUAUCAAAAACAUGGCAUUCCAAAAGUAUUCCAACAUGGAGCAAUCCCUUUUCACCCGGUUGGUUCGCCUGGGCGUCCCAACGAUCGAUCUGGAUGGACAAGGUCGUGCGCGGUCCGGAAUUUGCGAACUGUACAAGUGGCGCUACACUAAGCUGGGAGAUCUGGACCACAUCAACCAAUGGGCGGAAUAUAUUAACAGCAAUCCAGGUUUUGUUUACGACUAUCAGCUUAUCAACGUGGAAGAUUUCAACGGUGUUGGUGAAUCGGAACCGAACCCUUACUUCUAUCAGAACCUAGCCGAAGCGGAGUACAUCGUGGCGCUUUUUAUGUACAUGCGUCUUCUCGGUUAUCCGGCGGAGAAAAUUUCCAUCCUCACAACAUACAAUGGCCAGAAACAUCUAAUUCGAGACGUCAUCGAGGCACGAUGCGCCGACAAUUCGCUCAUUGGCAGACCGCACAAGGUCACAACCGUGGACAAGUACCAGGGUCAGCAGAACGAUUAUAUUCUACUGUCGCUGGUGCGUACCAAAACUAUUGGCCACAUCCGGGAUGUCCGUCGUUUGGUUGUGGCCAUGAGUCGUGCCCGCCUCGGCUUGUACAUCUUCGGUCGUGUAUCACUAUUUAAGAAUUGCGUCGAGCUUCAGCCAGCGUUCAAGUUGUUAACGAAGCGUCCUCUGCAACUUCACCUGAGUUCCGACGAGACCUAUCCCAGCGCAAGAAAACUCGGGGAAGGUGCAAGUCAGAAACCAGAGAUAAUCAAGGAUAUGCAAGAAAUGGCCCAGUUUGUUUACAACUAUUACAUGAAAAAGGUCAAUGUUAUUAGAACAGAGAUGGAAAAAAUGAAGGAAUUAUAUGAGCAGCACAAGAAAACCCAGGAAGCCAAUAAACCUAUUCCGGAAGAGAUUGAAACCGAGCCGGCUGAGAAGCAGACGAGUGGGCAAGGAAAACCUGAGGAGUUUGCACCGACUCUGAUUCGUAAUGAGAUCGAUUUUGAUGAACAGCUGGAAGUUGGCAAACGAGGUAAGAAACGAGUCGCUCAGAAGCCUAUCGAUCAGCAGGAGAACGUAUCAGAAACAGGAGAUGUGGUCGAAGGAACCGAGGGGGACAAACAAGGCGACGGAGAGAAUAUAGAUGAAAGCAUGAAAUCAACAGAAGAAAAUGAUGCAGCAAAAGAAAAGAAUACACCCGAGAUCAAGGACAGAAUUGAUGAAACAAACGUUCCCGAGGGAGAGAAAGCAGCCGAAGAGGAGAAAACAACAGAGGAAGGAAAGCAAGUAGAGCAAGGAGAGAAAAUGGAGACAGGAAGCACCGAAUGAGGAAGCCACAUUUUGGCAGAUCAACCGAUCGAGAUUGGUUUGGACUUGAAAUAUUUUUAUCCCAUGUAUUAAUAAACGUAUUAUUCAAUUCAUCAUG
Toxorhynchites rutilus septentrionalis is the source of this 4836-nucleotide messenger RNA. Its product is annotated as RNA helicase aquarius. Gene Ontology annotation, biological process: mRNA splicing, via spliceosome. The record is from RefSeq and is a predicted model, not a curated record. Gene Ontology annotation, molecular function: helicase activity; mRNA binding. Gene Ontology annotation, cellular component: catalytic step 2 spliceosome. Bases 105 to 4739 code for a protein of 1544 amino acids. The transcript has 6 exons. Lineage: Eukaryota; Metazoa; Arthropoda; Insecta; Diptera; Culicidae.